Messenger RNA from Cornus florida, 1801 nucleotides. RefSeq names its product protein ALTERED XYLOGLUCAN 9-like. Bases 303 to 1478 code for a protein of 391 amino acids. Gene Ontology annotation, molecular function: acetyltransferase activity. The record is from RefSeq and is a predicted model, not a curated record. Gene Ontology annotation, cellular component: Golgi apparatus. Gene Ontology annotation, biological process: carbohydrate metabolic process. Lineage: Eukaryota; Viridiplantae; Streptophyta; Magnoliopsida; Cornales; Cornaceae. The transcript has a single exon.
CUAAUUUAUUCUCUCUUAGAUCUUGUUCCUCCACCACUACCACAGCCACUUACCGCCCCUUUUCACCGCCACCGAGAAACUCGGAAAAUAAAAGUAACCCGUAUGAGCCAUUUGGGUUGGCAAACCCGCCCGAAUUAGAGGAGAUCGUCAUCGUCUCCAACAUUUCGACCAGAAACAUCUCUCUCUCUAGUUGUGCCAUUACUAUCACUUAUUAGAUCGCUCCUUCGUUCACAAGCGAAACACACCAACCACCUCAUCCCUAACCUUAAUCUGCAAAAAAAAAAAUUUAAAAAAUUGAUCUUAUGAUUUACGUAAACAUCCCAACGUUUGAAUCAACAAACAAUAGCAACACAAACCCAACCCUAACCCCAAAUUUUCAUCAAAUGCUAAGGACCCUCCAAUUCAGAGUAUUAGCCGCCUGUGUGGUUCUCUUUGUAGUCCCCAUGGCAAUGGCGGGUUGGCAUCUCAGCCGCAACAAGAUGCUCUUUUUCAGCGGAGCCCUGUUCAUCACUCUUACUGUAUGUGUCCAUCUCAUUCCUUACUUGGCUUCAAUUUCCACUUCUUCAUCUUCAUUUUCAUCAUCAUCAGUACUAGUGUUAGAAAAUCGCUUUAUUUGCAUUUCGUUACUCCAUGAAAUUGUAUUCGAUGUCAAACCAAUUGGUGGAAUUGAAAACUUGGGUGUUUCGUCCAACUAUGGUGGGUGGAAUUGGUCAAAUUCUGCACCUGUUGUUGCUUGUGGGUUCGAAAAUUUUGGUGUGUCUGAUGCGUUGGAUAUGCUUAAGGGUUCGUGGGUGGUUGUUGCUGGGGACUCACAAGCUCGUUUGGUUGUUGUUUCAUUGUUGAGUUUGGUUUUGGGAUCGGAAGAGAUGGAUUCUAUUCGGGGUGAUCUAUUUAAGAGGCACAGUGAUUAUCAGAUUGUGAUUGAUGGAAUUGGAAUGAAAUUGGAUUUUAGGUGGGCACCUUAUGUGAUGAAUUUAACUGAUUUGAUGGUUGAAUUUAAGCGAAAUAAGAAUUUCCCAGAUGUUUUGGUAAUGGGGGCAGGUUUGUGGCAUAUGUUACAUGUGACAAACUCAUGGGAUUAUGGUGUUUCCUUGCGAUUGUUGAGGGACUUGGUGGUGUCAUUGGUACCAGCUUCUCGGGAAUUCGACACUCAUGGACCUGGACCUGCCGUAGGUUCCAAUUCCAUUCAAUCUCCCCACUUGUUUUGGCUCGGUAUGCCAAUGUUGAUCAACUCAAUGUUGAAUACAGAGAAGAAGAGGGAUAAGAUGACUAAUGCACUGCGGGAUGCUUAUGACAAACAGCUUUAUGGAAGUAAGCUCUUGCACCAAUCCGGUGGACCAUUUCUGUUACUGAAUAUUCUCUCAUUGAGUUGGAAAUGUGGGACGAUGUGUACAGAUGAUGGGAUGCAUUACCAUGGGGCUGUUUAUGAAGCUGCUGUUCAUAUCAUGCUGAAUGAGUUGCUUAUUGAAUCUCGUUAGAAGCUGUGAUGGAAUAGUUCUGUUUUCUUUUUGAUCUCCGAGGCACCAAUUUCUUGGAGGAAAUAAAAGGGUUCCAUAACUAGGUUACUGCUAUUGAUGUUUGCUAGGCUGCUUAAUUUGUCUACCUGAUUUUUUUCCACGUUCUUCCUUGGCUACAAAUUAACUCGGUAUUGAAAUUUUUGUGACAGUAGUUUCAUGUUAAGGUUAAUGCUUUACUUCUCUCCUUUCAACACAUGUUUGUAAAUUGUAUACUCACACAACAUGUAUUUCUAAAGUUCUAUAUGAAUAUAUUAAUACAUUCUUUGCAAUUUCAAUUAAGCCAU